UGUUAUGGCAUUUGCGGCAUUUUACUGGCCCUUGUCCGUGUAAUUAAACAAUUACAGGUGCGAGUUGACAGCCUGGGCGACCAGUGCCAAUAUUAUUCCCCUUCCCAUAUUGAUUGGUAUUCGCCAGGCCCUCAAGCACAUACAUCAAAUAUACAUUUAGAUAUAUACAAUAUAACUGGCUGCGCAGUUAUUAUAUAACGUGCUCAUAUGCGGGUGUAUUUUGUUUACCAAAUAUAAUGGUUGGCCAGGUGAAACAAAGCAAGCGGAGGCCUGCUUUGCUUAUCGAAUCAACCAGUGGAUUCGGUGAAGCAAAGUAAACUGCUGUGCGUACGUUUCAGUAUUUCAACGGUUUCUCAAGUCAGUGGGGCAUGUUUCCAAGAGCCAUAUACUACCGUGUUAUAUCAAGAAAAAGGGAAUACCUUCAAUCUUGUUUAACACUGUGCUAGGUAGGAUGCACACUUGUGGACGAUGGGGGAGGUCUCCCGUAAGUUGCUGUUGAAAUUCUUGAGUGAAUCGACCUCAGUUCACCCUUAUAGUUUCGGAGGUCACUGGAAACUCAUUGCAGAAACAACAAAGGAUUACUCGUCUCAAAGUCAAGUUUUCAUCUUUAAAAAGAUAACAGACGGAACACCUGACGAAAGUGGGCAGUUCUUCUAAUUCCCUACCAGGAAAUAGUAAGAAGAUCAAAGCGAUUGAAACAGAAUCGUCCUCCAGACGGCGACUCUAUAAAACUGAGUGCAACCACAAACUACGUGACUUGGGACAAAUGCUCUCUCCUUGUAAGCGAGUGCAUGCGAUUAAAGAAAGAAAACUCGUUGGAUUAAUUGUUCUGUUUAGCGGAUAAGAUUAGACUUUUAUUGAAAAACAAAUUCUUUGGGGUCAUCAUAUUAUUCCUGCAGAACAAGCGUGCUGUUCACUCGUGUCGUGUCGUAAAACGAUAGCCGUGCUUCUCAUAAAUGCUGUAGAGAUACAUCCCGUCACCAAAGAAUGGAUCGCAGAACCUUGAGAGGGGCUCGUAAGUGGCUAUUUUACGGAUGGAUACUAACAUCCGCCGUGCUUAUGUAUCUAUACCUCUCGUCAUCAGCAUCUAUGCCGAAUAAAGCCGGUUAUACGGAACUGGCAAAUUUACUUCGAUUCCGGAUUAUUCUUUUUUGGAACGAUCAAAAUAACGUCUACGGACUCCCGUGGUACGCAAAUGACCAAAUCUUUGGGCCCGACUCCGAAUGUCCGACGGCUGCUGAAGGAGGGUGCUGGUUUACCAAAGACAGGCGAUUUUUGGAGAUAGCCGAUGUGAUCAUAUUUAACAUUCCAGAAUAUAACUGGAGGAAAGAAGAAGUUCCGAAGUUUCGGUUACCCCAUCAACGUUGGGUGAUGUGGACUCACGAGAGCCCGUGCUACAGCCCUCCUCCUGGGCCUAAUUGGGGUGGUCUGGAAAAUAAGUUCAAUUGGACCUUGACAUACAGAAAGGAUUCGGAUAUAUUUUCGCCUUAUGGUUAUAUAGUGAAACGGGACCCUCCUUUGAAUCGAGAUUUUGUCGAGGUGGCGAAAAAGAAAAAGAAGCUGGUGGCCUGGAUGUCUAGCCAUUGUCCUGUUUCCAGCAAGCGGGACGAAUACGUCAAAGAGCUCCAGAAGUACAUUCCUGUUGAUAUUUACGGUUCGUGUGGAACGCUCAAAUGUGGAAAGGAGAAAGACAGCGACUGUUUAAAAAUGAUAAGUGACACAUACAAAUUCUAUCUCUCAUUUGAAAACAGUAUUUCGACGGAUUACGUUACUGAAAAGUUUUACAAAAUGGUAGACUAUGACGUCGUUACAAUAUUGCGUGGUGGCACAGACUAUUCGCGGCUGGACUUUCAAAAGGAAUGGUACAUUAGCACGGGAGAUUUUAAGAGCCCAAAAGAAUUGGCCGAACAUUUGAAAAAAUUGGACGCCAAUGUCGAAGAAUAUGCCAAGCUUCUGAACUGGAAAAAUCAUUAUACGAGUAAAAAACGUCCGUUUGAUAAACGAUUUUGCGAGUUGUGCCGUCGAGCAGACGAUCCAAAGGAGCCAAUUAAAUGGUGGACACGUGAUCAACUCGUAAAAUGGUUUUGGACGGACGAAUGUAAAGCCCCGACGGACAUGUAAAUAGUUGCCCUAGUCAGUAUAUUCUCAUCUGACUGUGAUAUUUUGUAAACAAAACAUAUUGUUAAUAUCACAAAGUAUUAUUUUGUCAGCAUUAAAAACUAAUUUGGGGGAUAAUAUUUUUCUUUAUUGAAUGGUACAUGUAGUUUCACAAUAAUAAACAUGUCAAGUUUGAACGCGAAUUUUUUCUUUUUAGUCGCAUCUUUCUCUUGUAACUGACAUCUAUAUAGGGUUGAUUUACUUCCUACACAACAUAGUCCUUUUAUUUUACGGUGCCAUGGAUAAAUUUGCCCACGGAUAGAAACAUAAUCUUUCAUUAAAUUGCUCUAUCGGAUACCAAGGUUUCUAUUUCCUUUUGGCGUUUUUUCACAUUUCCCAUUAACUCCGAGAUAUGUUUGCAGCAUUAUAGAACCAUAACUUCAUAGAUAACGUUAAAAUAGUUCCCUUGAAGCAGGUAGGCUAAUUUCAUCUGCAAUAGUGAUAUGCAAUGAAAUAAACAUUACAGCCGCAAGAACGAAGCAUUAACCAGAAAAUGAAACAGAAUCCCGCUUUAAGUAAUACGAGGUGUAAACGAAACAAAGUAAGAUAGAUGCAUUUUCUUUGUACUAGAUGCUGGUCAAAGAACAAAACGCCUUAGAAAGUUAGCUGAAAUAUUGCUAAUGUGGUAAAACAGUUUAGCACAAAAACUCCUUCAAAUGAAGCCCAGUAAAAUUGACAUAGCACACGUAUAAUGAGCAUCAAAGUUUAUCAUUUGGCACUGAGAUCUCUCAAACAACUGUCCACGAGAACGGAUCAUCAUGAUCCGAUUAAAGUUAACUUGCAAGAUGGAGAGACAUCCGUUCAGUCGACAAACUUGAACGCUUGAACAUAGAAAGGAUUUUUUUCUUAAAGAUCCAUUACAAUCCGAUAAAAUAGAGUGUGAAAGAUAAUGGAACAUUGGGCCGUGCGUAAAGGAUAUUAGUGUUUUUAUCACUUCAUUUACAGUCUCCCAGGAGACGAAUAACGCAGGCAAGGCAAGAUAUCAGCGCCAUUAAUGUGUGCAAAUAAACCUUACCUUUUAAUAGCCAAAUAAUGAUUUCAAAGGUGUUCAGCGGAUUCUGUACUAAUAGCCUUUUGUCAAUAAUUACCAUUGGGUCCCAUUCAGAACAGUGGACUUACUAGUCCGAGGGUCAAUUAUUGCCGACCCACUUCAACACUUCCCCACGGGGAAUCUAUUCAGUGUC
This is a messenger RNA of Lingula anatina, 3341 nucleotides long. Its product is annotated as lewis-type alpha-(1,3)-fucosyltransferase. Gene Ontology annotation, cellular component: membrane. Lineage: Eukaryota; Metazoa; Brachiopoda; Lingulata; Lingulida; Lingulidae. Gene Ontology annotation, molecular function: fucosyltransferase activity. The record is from RefSeq and is a predicted model, not a curated record.